AUGAGUUUGAAUUUCGGACAAAAAAAUCUUACAAUUAAGCCUGUGGUUCCAAAAUACAAAAUAGAAACCAUCAAAGUUCCAAAGCAGUCUCCAAGGCCGAUCCUACCCACCAGGACAUCGAGUAACAACCUCCGAACUGGAGCGCCUGCGACGAAGGUCGCGGACGCUCGUGGCAGACUGGCUAUCUCCACUUCUAACUCUGGCGCGGGAAAGAAAAGAAAAGAGAGAGAAAUCAGCGGAAGUCGUGGUGUAGGAAAAAACUCAAAUCUGAAAGCUCGAAGAAGUCCAAGCCAGCGACCAUUGCAGACUGAUAGCGAGGAAGAUGAAGAGACUCGCAUACCAGCCAAACGGGCCAAAUCUGAAAAUGUGGAACUUGAUUUGGGGAGAAGUCUGAAAGACCAAAAGGCUUUUUCGUCUGACGCUGCUGACAACCAAGGCUCUAAAUGUAAAAUGAUCCAUGCGGCCGAUGUCAUGAUGACGAAGCACAGGGCUAAGAGAGGCGAGAAGGUUUGCGAUAGAAAGAAGGAAGAGGGUGAAGCCGUUUAUUUACGAUACCCUAGCGUUCGUCGUAUGGAAAGAUACCAACUCAUUUCUGAAGGCGAAGUCAUUGAUCCUGGAGAGGAAGAAUUAAUUAAUCCUUACGACGAAAUACCAAAGAUUGCAGAAAUUGUUAAAGACGAAUAUCUGACUGAAGAGCAAGCAGCAGAGUUCCAGCAUCCAGAAACGGGCAUCAUCCGCAAGAUUAACAAAGCGACGAACAAUAUUACUUGGACUCUGGCCAACAAACAUAAAAAGCCUUACGACAAAGCGAAGCUGAAGGAGCUAUUAGUCGAGUUUCGGAAUGCUGUGGAAGUUUACAACGACGCGCUCGGUACUCUCACCAAGAAUGGAUCCCUGGCACACAAUCUGGAUAAUAAGCAUUCACUAUCGUCUAAGCUUCUCAAAAUGGUUCUUCAGCAAGUCUACGACCGAGCAGUAUCUCCCCAAGUUGAAUUGACUAGAGAAUACCAAAACGGCACAGAUUACGUCUACGGCGAGCUUACAUUCCCAUUCAUAUCCCGGAUUCUCAAGGAAGAUACUCACAUGAAAUCUGAUCAAGUUUUCAUAGAUCUUGGUUCGGGGGUAGGGAAUGUCGUCAUUCACGCCGCCUUACAAGUUGGUUGCGAAAGCUGGGGCUGCGAAAUAAUGGAAAAUUGCUGUCUUCAACCCUGA
Molecule: messenger RNA, 1212 nt
Organism: Sclerotinia sclerotiorum 1980 UF-70
Lineage: Eukaryota; Fungi; Ascomycota; Leotiomycetes; Helotiales; Sclerotiniaceae
Exons: 3
Coding region: 1-1212 (403 amino acids)
Biological process (GO): DNA repair; regulation of transcription regulatory region DNA binding; DNA damage checkpoint signaling
Cellular component (GO): nucleus
Molecular function (GO): histone H3K79 methyltransferase activity
Source: RefSeq, a predicted model, not a curated record